Messenger RNA from Myzus persicae (green peach aphid), 473 nucleotides. Its product is annotated as cytochrome c oxidase assembly protein COX19. The coding region runs from base 200 to 463 and encodes 87 amino acids. The record is from RefSeq and is a predicted model, not a curated record. The transcript has a single exon. NCBI's taxonomy places the organism in Eukaryota, Metazoa, Arthropoda, Insecta, Hemiptera, Aphididae. Gene Ontology annotation, biological process: mitochondrial respiratory chain complex IV assembly. Gene Ontology annotation, cellular component: mitochondrial intermembrane space.
AGGUAUUAACUAUUAACAAUUUAUUUGUGAAGUGCAUCUACUAUAUAGCUGGUCAAAGUACUAAUAGUUCAUUUUAUUGUGUACUCUACUGUUGUAUGUUUAUAUAUUACCUAAAAUCACUAAGGUUAUUUCAUUGUUAAAAAAUUGUAUUAUUCUACAAAUCACAUUUGUUAUUGUUAAAUAAUUAUUGUAUUUCCACAUGUCUUCUGCAACUUUUGGCCAAAAAAGUUUUCAACCUACACCUCCUGAAAAGGGCAGUUUUCCGUUAGAUCACCAAGGCCAGUGUAAAAAAACUGCUUACAAAUAUAUGUUUUGUUUGAGUGUGAACAGCGGAGACAACUCACAGUGUCGUCAAGAGGCCAAAGAUUAUUUGGAUUGCCGUAUGCAAAACGAUUUGAUGGCUAAAGAAGAAUGGACUAAACUUGGAUUGGCUGACGUCAAAAAUACCAACGACAGUACCUAAUACAACUCAA